This is a messenger RNA of Truncatella angustata, 1387 nucleotides long. RefSeq names its product retrieval of early ER protein Rer1. The transcript has 4 exons. Gene Ontology annotation, cellular component: Golgi membrane. Bases 406 to 987 code for a protein of 193 amino acids. The record is from RefSeq and is a predicted model, not a curated record. Lineage: Eukaryota; Fungi; Ascomycota; Sordariomycetes; Amphisphaeriales; Sporocadaceae. Gene Ontology annotation, biological process: retrograde vesicle-mediated transport, Golgi to endoplasmic reticulum; protein retention in ER lumen.
GCUAGGUUACAGCAGUAUCUUAUCCACUGCAAGCAUGUACAUACGUACUGCAUGUACAGCAGUACUGACUAACCCGAUGCUUUGCCCCAGGGGCUCCAAAAGGUUGGCGGCACCCCCCAGAUGCUGGACAGAUUUACCAUUUGAAAAGUGCAGAUCUCAUUGGAAGUUUGCGACGCGCAUUUGUGCAAAGUACCCUUUCCGUACAGUAGUGCUGCUACAGUAUUCAUUUCAUGUUCACUCGCGCAACCUUUUAUUUUAUUUUUCGUCUUGCUCGCCAUCACUCUUCGACCCCAGCCGCCAACUCUUUUCUAAACCUCCUGCCCAUCUCAACUCGCAUACGCAGUAGCUCCCGACAGCCUGUCCAUUACGUUACCGUAUCGUGUCGUCUCUAACAAUACCGCCAACAUGGAGAGCAUCAACGAAGAUCAGACCCCCUUCGCAGCCGUCACGGCUCAGACGUCCAAGAUCCAGAGACAAUACCAAGCUUAUCUCGACAAGUCCACCCCCUUCGUCACGUACCGAUGGGUUGGAACAGCCAGCUUCCUCCUAAUCUUCUUCCUGCGCAUCUUCCUGGCGCAGGGCUGGUACAUUGUUGCCUAUGCCCUCGGCAUCUACCUGCUCAACCUGUUCCUCGCCUUCCUCCAACCCAAGUUCGACCCCUCGGUCGAGGCCCUUGACAGCUCCAUGGAUAUGGAAGAUGGAAGCGCCGGCGGCCUCCCCACGAAGCAGGACGAGGAGUUCCGUCCCUUUAUCCGCCGCCUUCCCGAGUUCAAGUUCUGGCACGCCGCCACCCGCGCCAUCGGCAUUGGCUUCCUGUGCAGCUGGUUCGAGGUCUUCAACGUGCCCGUCUUCUGGCCUGUCCUCGUCAUGUACUGGAUCAUCCUAUUCGUUCUGACCAUGAGGAAGCAGAUCCAGCACAUGAUCAAGUACAAAUACGUCCCCUUUUCCUUCGGCAAGGCAAAGUAUGGAAAGAGCAGCACCUCAUAAGGCGUUCGAUAUGUGGUUUGACGUGAUGAUCAGUCGGUGUUGGCUUGGUCAGAUUGUGCAGCGAAUGGACCGAGGAGCAGGAGUACAAGAGAGGUUGGUUUGUAUGCUACGGAGUUGGUUUGGGGAGGGCCUACACUUCUUGUAUAAAGGAUCAUGAUGAUACGAGGCAGCGGCAUGAAUCAUGAGCUGUACGACAGUAUCGCAUGUUUACUGCAUCCAGUGGACUAUCAAGCGUUGAAAAGUUCACAAUAGAACCUGGGUCGAGGUCUGGGUCUGGGUCUGGGUCUGGGUCUAGGUCAGGGUCAGGAUCAGGAUCAGGAUCAGGGGCAGGGAACCGAUUAUGAUCACAGAAUAGACCGUUUAAUGACACGAAUAUUAAUACGAGGUUGUUCCUGUUAUA